Rattus rattus (black rat) is the source of this 1716-nucleotide messenger RNA. Its product is annotated as steroid 17-alpha-hydroxylase/17,20 lyase. Gene Ontology annotation, biological process: progesterone metabolic process; hormone biosynthetic process. The coding region runs from base 35 to 1558 and encodes 507 amino acids. The transcript is spliced from 8 exons. Gene Ontology annotation, molecular function: steroid 17-alpha-monooxygenase activity; iron ion binding; heme binding. The record is from RefSeq and is a predicted model, not a curated record. Lineage: Eukaryota; Metazoa; Chordata; Mammalia; Rodentia; Muridae.
UCCACAGCUGGCCAUCUGCCUACACCUGGCUGCCAUGUGGGAACUUGUGGGUCUCUUGCUGCUCAUCCUAGCCUAUUUCUUUUGGGUCAAGUCAAAGACGCCCGGUGCCAAGCUCCCCAGGAGCCUUCCAUCCCUGCCCCUGGUGGGCAGUCUGCCAUUUCUCCCCAGACGUGGUCAUAUGCAUGUCAACUUCUUCAAGCUACAGGAAAAGUAUGGUCCCAUCUAUUCUCUUCGCCUGGGUACCACAACUACAGUGAUGAUCGGCCACUAUCAGCUGGCCAGGGAGGUGCUCAUCAAGAAGGGAAAAGAAUUCUCUGGUCGUCCCCAGAUGGUGAUUCAAAGCCUCUUGUCGGACCAAGGGAAAGGCGUGGCCUUUGCAGAUGCUGGUAGCUCCUGGCACCUGCACCGGAAGCUGGUGUUCAGCACCUUUUCCCUGUUCAAGGAUGGCCAGAAACUGGAGAAGCUAAUCUGUCAGGAAGCCAAGUCACUGUGUGAUAUGAUGCUGGCACACGACAAGGAGUCCAUAGACCUGUCCACGCCUAUCUUCAUGUCAGUAACCAACAUCAUCUGUGGUAUCUGCUUCAACAUCUCUUAUGAGAAAAAGGAUCCAAAACUGACCACCAUAAAGACCUUUACUGAGGGUAUCGUGGAUGCCUCGAGCGACAGAAAUCUAGUGGACAUAUUCCCAUGGUUGACGAUUUUUCCCAACAAAGACUUGGAGGCGAUAAAGGGUUAUACCAAAAUUCGAAAUGAAGUACUGACUGGAAUAUUUGAAAAGUGCAGGGAGAAGUUCGACAGUCAGUCUAUCUCCAGCCUGACGGACAUUCUGAUUCAAGCCAAGAUGAAUUCAGACAACAACAACAGCAGUGAAGGCCAGGACCCAGAUGUGUUUUCAGAUAGGCACAUCCUUGCCACGGUGGGAGACAUCUUCGGGGCGGGCAUAGAGACAACUUCCACUGUGCUCAGGUGGAUCCUGGCUUUCCUGGUGCACAAUCCCGAGGUGAAGAAGAAGAUCCAAAAGGAGAUUGACCAGUACGUAGGCUUCAGCCGAACACCGACUUUCAAUGACCGGUCUCACCUCCUCAUGCUGGAGGCCACUAUCCGAGAAGUGCUGCGUAUCAGGCCGGUAGCUCCCAUGCUCAUCCCCCACAAGGCUAACAUUGACUCCAGCAUUGGAGGGUUUACCAUCCCCAAGGACACACAUGUGGUCGUCAAUCUCUGGGCACUGCAUCACGAUGAGAAUGAAUGGGACCAGCCAGAUCAGUUCAUGCCCGAACGCUUCUUAGAUCCAACAGGAAGCCAUCUCAUUACACCCACGCCGAGUUACUUGCCCUUCGGAGCUGGUCCCCGAUCCUGCAUCGGAGAGGCUCUGGCCCGUCAUGAGCUCUUUGUCUUCACGGCCUUGCUACUGCAGAGGUUUGACUUGGAUGUGUCAGAUGAUAAACAACUGCCCUGCCUGGAGGGUGACCCCAAGGUGGUCUUUCUGAUCGACCCUUUCAAAGUGAAGAUCACGGUGCGUCAGGCAUGGAAGGAUGCACAGGCUGAGGUUAGCACCUAGAGGCCACAACUAACAUCCCCGAUCCAUGCCUGGACGCCCACAGUACAAUCUUAGAGGUGCUAGUCCCAGUGCCUCCUACGGUCCUCCUCCUUCCUACCCCAUUUUCUAGUUGGCAGCAGUGGGGGGUGAUACACAUAAAUUAAAGUUUUUCCAAUAAA